AUGGCAAGCACCGCGAAGUUAGAUAUGUCGCAAUCUCGGCUGGCCUCUGCGCCCGCACCCGCCCCCGUGAAAAAGGUUCAUUAUCCUUUUUGGUUCGGAGGCUCGGCCUCUUGCUUUGCGGCCGCCGUUACACACCCGUUGGACCUUGGUAAAUUCCUUUCGUCGCGUGCUUUUGUCUGGCAAAAUGAGCAAUUCGUUGAAUUCGCUCGGUGUUGCCUUCGCGUUAUCGUUCCCCUGUCGGCAGCCCUUUUGCGACAGAUAACCUAUUCCACCACCCGGUUCGGAAUCUACGAGGAGCUGAAAUCGCGCCUCUCGACUCCCGACUCGCCUCCCGGCCUCCUCACCCUGGUUGGAAUGGCCUGUGCCUCGGGCUUCCUUGGCGGAAUCGCAGGAAACCCGGCGGAUGUUCUGAACGUGCGCAUGCAGUCCGACGCCGCGCUGCCCGUGGAGCAACGACGAAACUACCGCCAUGCAUUCCACGGUCUGGUGCAGAUGAGCCGCACCGAAGGUCCCGCCAGUCUGUUCCGCGGCGUGUGGCCCAACUCGACGCGCGCGGUCCUGAUGACCGCCUCGCAACUGGCCUCGUACGAUACCUUCAAGCGCCUGUGUAUCCAGAAUUUCGGCAUGUCCGAUAACUUGGGGACGCAUUUCACUGCGUCCUUCAUGGCCGGGUUCGUCGCCACCACCGUCUGCAGCCCCGUGGACGUCAUUAAGACCCGUGUCAUGAGCGCCUCGCCGGCCGAGAGCCGCGGCCACAGCCUUCUGGGUCUUCUCCGGGAUAUUUCCCGCAAGGAAGGCUUCGGAUGGGCCUUCCGUGGAUGGGUGCCUAGCUUCAUUCGCCUAGGCCCUCAUACCAUCGCUACCUUCAUCUUCUUGGAAGAGCACAAGAAGCUGUAUCGCUUGAUCAAGGGCAUUCCUGAGGAAAAGCAAAAAGCAUAG
Messenger RNA from Aspergillus affinis, 939 nucleotides. RefSeq names its product putative mitochondrial dicarboxylate carrier. The coding region runs from base 1 to 939 and encodes 312 amino acids. Lineage: Eukaryota; Fungi; Ascomycota; Eurotiomycetes; Eurotiales; Aspergillaceae. The record is from RefSeq and is a predicted model, not a curated record. The transcript is spliced from 3 exons. Gene Ontology annotation, biological process: phosphate ion transmembrane transport; thiosulfate transport; oxaloacetate transport. Gene Ontology annotation, cellular component: mitochondrial membrane. Gene Ontology annotation, molecular function: malate transmembrane transporter activity; thiosulfate transmembrane transporter activity; sulfate transmembrane transporter activity.